Molecule: messenger RNA, 2471 nt
Organism: Cynoglossus semilaevis (tongue sole)
Lineage: Eukaryota; Metazoa; Chordata; Actinopteri; Pleuronectiformes; Cynoglossidae
Gene: bhlhe23
Product: basic helix-loop-helix family, member e23
Exons: 1
Coding region: 640-1323 (227 amino acids)
Biological process (GO): sensory organ development; positive regulation of transcription by RNA polymerase II; axon development
Cellular component (GO): nucleus
Molecular function (GO): E-box binding; protein dimerization activity; DNA-binding transcription factor activity, RNA polymerase II-specific
Source: RefSeq, a predicted model, not a curated record
UGUAGGUACCACGGUUGAUUAUCUUUGAUACAUUAAUGAUAUUUAUUAUUCCUUGUUGUUGUUGACUUCGGUAUACAAGAUAAAUGACCUUCGACUUUGUUAAGGGUUUUGUGCUAUUGUUUCAGACUUCAGUUAGACUGAGAGUGUGUGUUGUGUAAAGCAUUUCCUUUCAUUUCCAUGUGUGUACUCCGCACAUCUUUACAGUAAAAUACACCGUUCAAGGGACAACACGAGUCCCCGCCAGUCUGUGCAGCAAAUGCUUCCACAGGGAGUUGAAAAUAGGAACGUAAUUGAACGGCCACCCCCCCCCCACCUACCCACUCCCCUCAUUGGUCUGCUGGAAAUAAUCGCCACCGGCUCUCAGUCUGACGAGGACCGUCGUUAGAUUAGACAAGCUCGAGUAACGGGCGAGCAAGCACAGAGUUCAGAGGAGGUUAUUACUCUCUUUAGUUUGACAACUUCUUCUCCAAAGAGACAAAAGCAGAGUGGGGAAAAGGGGACAGAGAGGAUUAGGAAGUAGAAAAGGAAAGAAGGGGGAAAGUACUCUUCCGAAUAACUUUCUAGAAGAGUACACUCAUUUUAAUUUGGAGAGAAGAGGGAUAGAAAUAUACUGGGCUUGAAUCUGCUCCGUUAGACAAAAUGAAUGUCAGCGAUGAGAUCCUGCUCAAGUCCAUCAGCAAAGACGCGUUGCUGGAUCUGACACAGCGCUAUGGACACUCGGCGUUCGGCCUCGGCCCGGCGGUGUCCAGUUCUGCCCGCGGCGCUGUAUGCGCCGGAUCCUGUUUCCCGUUUACGCCGACCACCGACUUUCUCGCGGGUCAGGUGAACACUAACCCUAACACUGAGAGCGGCGGGGAGCAGACAAGCGACGACGAGGACGGCUUUAAUCCCUUGGAGUCCAGGAAAAAGGGCUCAUCGUUCGGGGAAGAUCAGGCAAGUGGUUCCCUGAUCAAGAAGACCAAGGAGCAGCGUUCACUGAGGCUCAGCAUCAACGCCCGCGAGCGGCGGAGGAUGCACGACCUGAACGACGCGCUCGACGGUCUGCGUGCUGUAAUACCAUACGCCCACAGCCCGUCCGUGAGAAAACUCUCCAAAAUAGCCACUCUUCUUUUGGCCAAGAACUACAUCCUCAUGCAGGCCCAGGCUUUGGAGGAGAUGAGGCGACUGUUGGCAUAUCUGAACCAAGGACAGUCUCUGACCUCUCCUGUCCCCGCUGCCUUGGCUACUUUGGGACAGACGUCCAUCUACCCGUUACCGGAAUCGGCGCUCACCGGGAAGUGCACCACUUACUCCGGGACACACUCGAGUCUCCUUAAACCUUAAUCCGUGUUUUUUUUUCAACUUUUUGAACAAUAUUGUUUUCUUCAGCUAUAAAUUCUAUUUACUUUGAUUUACUUUGUUCCAAUGUACGUGGCAUAUUGUGACUUCUGUAAAAAAAAAAAAAAAAAAAAACAUUUUCCAAUUUACACUAAAACUAUGUUCCGACCGCAGCCAUCGCGUUGACGUUCAUUCAUUAUUUCUUGUUUUUGAUUGGUUACACUUAAAUUGCGCUACAGUUAACACACAUGGAGGAUUUGAGCUCUUUAAUUCCAAGAUUGUCACUUUUAACACUCGCCUAGUUGGUUGGUUGUAUUUUCACGGAAACCUUAAAGAUAAAUAGAAUACUCUUUUUAAGAGAUUCCUCACAUCCUUAUAUAUAUUUUGUGCUUUAAUCAGAUCCUCGCGUGGUUAUGCACCGCAUUCCAUUUUGUUAAUUGGGUAUAAAUAAAUUAAGAAGAGAAAGUAACACUUUAACCUGCCAUCUCGGAAUAAAAAAUGAAUGAAUUCGAAACCGUAAUAAUGUUGUUUAAAGCACUACUGGGAUUAAAAAUGUUUCUGGAAAUGAUGCGUUAUAAAAAUAGAACGUAAUUAAUGUUCUUGUUAAUAUUACCGCAGCCUGACAUUUGUUUAGUGAUGAUUAUCGGCUUUCUUCUGCAGUCUUCACAACACCACGAAAAAUCAACACCGUCCAACAUUCACCUGAGAAUUAUUGAACUUUCUGUUCAUCUAUCCUGAAGAUUGUCAUAGUGAAAUAAUGCAAAGAUACAUUUUUUUUUGUGCAAUACAAUUUUACAGAACAUUGUUUAUCAUCUGGGUAGUUGUGACCAAUAAGUAAUUAUUAAAUUAAAUUAAUAAAUUGCUAUUGCAUUAUUAUUUUGUAUCUAUUUAUUUGGUUAAUUUGCAUCUAAUUCCAAUAGACCUAUCCAUAAAUUUGUGUAUUAUUACAGUUGAUAUAAAAUGAAAUCCAAACAGCUGGGACAUGGGUCAUUUAUUACUAUUAUCACGCUGAGGGAAAAUACUCUUUGCAUUUAACCCAUCCUAGUAAAGGGAUACAAGGCAGUCUUUGCCAGGAUUCAAGCCAUCGAUCCUGCUGAUGUCACUGCAAGGCCACAGACUGCCUGUUUAUUUUUGAAUAAACCACCAAACUCUUA